CCGCCACACCGCCACACGCCACACUACCAGACCGCCACACGCCACACCGCCACACGCCACACAGAGGGAGUCUUCUCCGUCCAGUCGGCCUCAGCUUGUGGAGGUAAAAACUCAAACUAAGAGGCAGUGAGGAGAAAGGUCCCCGCGGGACCCUCGACCGCAGGGCGUACAGAAGCCCUGCUGCAUUCUGGGAGGAGGACAGGAGGAGCCCGGGCGCCAUGACGACCACAGAGAUGACCCGCGAGCAGCAGGAGGAGUACCAGAAACAGCUGGUGGAGGAGAAGGGGGAGCGGGACGCCGAGUUCCUCGUCAAGAAAGCGGAGCGAGCAGCACUACGCUCCUGUCUGAGGGACAAGUACAGGCUGCCCAAGAGCGAGCGUGACGACAGCAUCCUGGAGCAGGCGGGGGACGAGGUGGACGUCCCGGAGGAGCUGCUGUCCAUGGUGGAGGGCGAGGGGGGGGAGGAGGAGCAGAGCGCCUCCCUGCUGGGUCACAUGAGCACCCUGCAGAACAUGGACAUGGACCAGAUGAAGGAGAAGGCCUCGGCCACCGUCACAGGGCUGCGCUCCAAGGCCGAGGACAAGUGCCACGUCAUGUGACCUGGUACUGCUCUGGUGCUGCUCUGGUGCUGCUCUGGGACCCGUCCUGCUCUGGUGCAGUACUGGUCUGGUACUGGUUGGUACUGGUCUGGUACUGGUUGGUACUGGUUGGUACUGGUUGGUUCUGGUCUGGUACUG
Gadus morhua (Atlantic cod) is the source of this 737-nucleotide messenger RNA. It is a transcript of the gene cplx4b, whose product is annotated as complexin 4b. Gene Ontology annotation, biological process: neurotransmitter transport; regulation of neurotransmitter secretion; synaptic vesicle exocytosis. Lineage: Eukaryota; Metazoa; Chordata; Actinopteri; Gadiformes; Gadidae. Gene Ontology annotation, cellular component: terminal bouton; SNARE complex. The record is from RefSeq and is a predicted model, not a curated record. Gene Ontology annotation, molecular function: syntaxin binding. Bases 219 to 599 code for a protein of 126 amino acids. The transcript has 3 exons.